Messenger RNA from Ananas comosus (pineapple), 2682 nucleotides. RefSeq names its product dnaJ protein ERDJ2. Gene Ontology annotation, biological process: post-translational protein targeting to endoplasmic reticulum membrane; SRP-dependent cotranslational protein targeting to membrane. The record is from RefSeq and is a predicted model, not a curated record. Gene Ontology annotation, cellular component: Sec62/Sec63 complex. Gene Ontology annotation, molecular function: RNA binding; transmembrane protein transporter activity. The transcript has 11 exons. Bases 347 to 2449 code for a protein of 700 amino acids. NCBI's taxonomy places the organism in Eukaryota, Viridiplantae, Streptophyta, Magnoliopsida, Poales, Bromeliaceae.
AUAACCGAUCCGAGUUGCGAGUCGUCUCUCUCGCCCUUCCUAUCCCCCGAUCCGAGUUGGAGUCGGGUCUCUCCCUCAAACCCCUAAAUCCAUCCCCAGUUUCGAUCUCCGAUCCAUUCGCUCCUCCGCCGCCGCCGCCGCCGCCGCCUCCCUCUCCUCGCCCGUGCCCUUGUCCACCCUGCGAAUCCCUUCUCGCGUAGAUCGAGCGGAGGAGAUCGGUGGGAGGGUGAGAGUGCUCUCGUGGUGGUCAUCGAUCCAAGUGUUCCUAGGUAUCUGUUAUCACUGGUAACAAGAUGCUUUUGCAGAUUGGAAGGUAUUGUAGUAUCGGCAUCAGGAGUUAGCAUCUAUGGCUGCUUCAGAGGAAAACAGCUCUCUUUUCCUCAUUUUCAUCCUAACCAUGAUUGCGCUACCUUUGGUGCCUUAUACACUAGUAAGGUUAUACCGUGCCGCAACUCAAAAGAAGAAGACUAUUCAUUGCCGUUGUUCUGAAUGCUCACGUUCAGGGAAGUACCGAAAAUCCAUUUACAAGCGGAUCUCAAAUUUCUCGACAUAUACCAAUCUGACAAUUCUGCUACUUUGGGUUAUUAUGGUGAUCCUGGUUUACUACAUCAAACAUAUAAGCCGCGAGGUUCAACCAUUUGAGCCAUAUAAUAUUCUUGGAUUAGAGCCCGGAGCUUCAGAGUCUGACAUAAAGAAGUCAUACCGCAGGCUAUCAAUUUUGUAUCAUCCUGAUAAGAAUCCUGAUCCAGAGGCCCACAAGUACUUCGUAGAGUUUAUAUCCAAGGCAUAUCAGGCUUUGACCGAUCCCGUAUCUCGCGAAAAUUACGAAAAAUACGGUCAUCCUGAUGGGCGACAGGGGCUUAAAAUGGGAAUUGCUUUACCCCAAUUCUUGCUGAAUAUAGAUGGAGCAUCGGGAGGAGUACUUCUUCUGGGGAUUGUUGGAGUUUGCAUUCUCUUGCCCUUGAUGAUAGCAGUCAUAUAUUUAUCCAGGUCAUCGAAAUAUACAGGCAAUUACGUCAUGCAUCACACUUUGUCAACAUACUACUACUUCAUGAAACCUUCUCUGGCACCAAGCAAAGUUAUGGAUGUCUUCAUAAAGGCUGCUGAGUAUAUGGAAAUGCCGGUGCGUCGAAGUGACGAUGAACCCCUCCAGAAGCUGUUUGUUGCAGUUAGAAGUGAGUUGAAUCUAGACUUGAAGAACAUCAGGACAGAACAAGCAAAGUUUUGGAAGCAACAUCCAUCUCUUGUUAAGAUGGAAUUAUUGGUUCAGGCUCAUUUAACUCGUGAACCGAUCACUUUGUCACCACCUCUACAACGAGACUAUAAACACAUGCUUGAACUCGCACCUCGUCUUCUGGAGGAGCUAAUGAAGAUAGCUUUAUUGCCCCGCAAUCCUCAUGGACAUGGAUGGCUCAGGCCUGCAAUUGGAGUGGUUGAACUUUCACAAAAUAUUAUCCAGGCUGUUCCUCUCAGUGCAAAAAAAGCGACUGCAGGAAAUUCAGAAGGCAUUGCACCCCUUUUGCAGCUCCCUCAUAUCACCGAGGCAACUGUCAAAAAAAUCGUCCGCAAGAAGGUCCGCACAUUGCAAGAACUACGGGACAUGAAAGUUGAGGAGCGUGCCGAGCUGCUAACUCAGACCGGGGGUCUCUCUGCUGCAGAAGCACAAGAUGUAGAGCUCGUAUUAGAGAUGAUCCCUACACUGACGCUUGAUGUCACAUGCGAAACCGAAGGCGAAGAAGGCGGCAUACAAGAGGGCGAUGUCGUCACAAUGUAUGCAUGGGUCUCUCUCAAGCGCGGCAACGGCCUCACUGCCGCCCUCCCCCACACCCCUUACUUUCCUUUUAACAAGGAAGAGAACUUCUGGGUGCUCCUCGCCGACCCUGUAUCUAAUGGAGUUUGGCUCUCCCAGAAGCUCAGCUUCAUGGACGAAACCGCCGCCAUUACUGCCGCAUCUAAAGCAAUUCAGGAAACAAAAGAGGCUCUGGGUGCGAGUGCCAAGGAAAUAGGCGUCGCUGUUAGAGAGGCCGUUGAGAAGGUAAAGAGUGGGUGUAGACUAGUGAUGGGUAAGUUUCAGGCCCCUGCUGAGGGAAGCUACAAUUUGACUGCAUACUGUCUGUGUGAUGCGUGGAUCGGGUGCGACACGAAGACUGGAUAUAAGCUCAAGGUUGCAAAGCGGAGCCGUGCAGGGACGAGGGGGGUCCAUGCGGCUGCCGAAGAAGGGGCGGCUGCUGCGGCUGCCGCGGAGGACGGGAACGAGGAAGAAGAGGAAGAGGAAGAGGAAGAGUAUGAUGAUGAUUACGAGAGCGAGUAUAGUGAUGAUGAGGAAGAUGAUCAGAAGAAGAAGAAGGGUGGUAGCAAGGCUGCUGCCGCCAACGGAUCCUCUCGGGGUCAUCAAAAUGGCGCUGCUGCGUCUGGCAGCGAAGACGAAGGCGAAGGCGACGAUGAGUGAUUAAAGAUUAAAUCAUUUUGAGCUUGUAUCUUACUUUGAUCCACCGACCAAAUUAGAUGAAGUUUUCUCCUACAAUCUUUUUUGACGUUUUGAUCUGAUAAAAGCACAUUGAACUUAUUAAUACAUACGCAGCUAUGGGGAUCAAAAGUAAGCGCUACAUGAAGAAGUUGGGAUCCCUGUUGCAAUUUACUCCAGGAUAAUCCAUAAUGUUUCAACUUUUUCUUUUUACCCCA